Molecule: messenger RNA, 345 nt
Organism: Quercus robur (English oak)
Lineage: Eukaryota; Viridiplantae; Streptophyta; Magnoliopsida; Fagales; Fagaceae
Product: cyclin-dependent protein kinase inhibitor SMR9-like
Exons: 1
Coding region: 1-345 (114 amino acids)
Biological process (GO): regulation of DNA endoreduplication
Source: RefSeq, a predicted model, not a curated record
AUGGCACCAGUACCAUCUGCUUCAAGAACUCGCUACAAACGCAAAGAGGAACCACGAAUGGAAUUGCAUUGUGGUUGCAAUGCUUCAAACUCCAAUGAGUCAUGGAAUAUUAAUAAUGGCCGGGAUUAUAACAAUGGUGAAGACAUUUCGGUGACUGUUUGUUCCACUCCAAAGGCUCAAAGAUUCAGAAUACCUGAGAUGUUAUCAUGUCCACCUGCUCCAAAGAAGAGAAGGGUAACUUCAAGCUUCGUAUCAGAUAGUAAUAUUAGAUCUCCUAUACCCUUUUUUGCUCCUCCGGAGAUAGAGCUUUUCUUCUUCUUGGCAUUUCAGAACAUCCCCUUGUGA